AUGGCAGAAAAGGUACAAGACCUCGGCAAGCAGGAGAAGGCCAUCAUGGAAGAAGAAGAUGACCAGCUCAAGCCGACAUUGACCACCAACGUCGGCAGCGUUGAAGAGUUGGACGAAGCAGGGCUCUUCCUGCGCGAACACAACUUCUCCCAGGCGUACCUCGCCGAGCUGCUCGAGGACAAGGAACUCAACAGGAAAAUCGUGCGCAGGAUCGAUUUCACGCUGAUGCCGCUGCUCUGUGGCACGUAUUUCCUGCAGUACAUCGACAAGCAGGCGCUGAGCUAUGCGGCCGUCUAUGACCUGUUCCCCAGUACGGGCAUGAGUUCGAAUCAAUACUCGUGGUUGGCGAGUAUUUUCUACCUCGCAUAUCUGGUCGCCGAGUGGCCGUCGAGUUAUCUGGCGCAGCACUACCCGACGGCACGCGUCGUUUCGAUCUUCGUCAUGACAUGGGGCUCGAUUUUGCUCAUCACUGCAUCCUGCCAUAACUUUACCGGCAUGGCGAUCUGCCGAUUUCUGCUCGGUGUCUUCGAGUCCGUCAUCACGCCGUGCUUCAUGAUGAUCGUGAGCAUGUGGUACGUGAAGCCGGAGCAGCCCAGUCGCGCAGGCACAUUCUACUGCUUCAAUGGGGUCGGGUCCAUGACGGGAGGCAUCCUCUUCUACGCCGUCGGACACGCCAACGGCUUCCCAAUCUGGAAAAUCAUCUUCAUCCUCUGCGGCGGCGUCACCGUCCUCUGGGGCAUGGUGCUAUUCUGGUACCUCCCCAACAACAUCAUGACAGCCAAGGCAUUCACCCCGGAACAAAAGGCGCUGCUGAUUGCGCGAAGCCAAACGAACCGCACUGGCGUCUACAACCGCAAGAUCAAAUGGUCGCAGAUCGUCGAGGCCCUGACCGACCCGCAGGUGUGGAUUUUAUUCCUCUUCACCCUGCUGAACGAAACCAUCAACGGCGGCGUUGCCAAUUUUGGAAAACUGAUCGUCAAGGGCAUCGCGGGUAACGAUCCGUUGCUCGCGACCGCGUAUGGGAUUCCCCAGGGUGCGUUCCAGGUCGUUUUUGUUUUCUCGGGUCCGUGGUUGGCAUCAAGAUUCAAGAACUCCAGAACAAUCAUAAUGGCCCUUUACAUCCUCCCGACCAUCACCGGUGCCAUCCUCAUGUGGAAGAUGCCUCGCUCUAACACCGUCGGCUGCCUCUUUGGAUACUACAUCAUCGGAAGCUACGUCGCCUCACUCGUGCUCGCGCUACAACUGCCCGCGACAAACGUCGGAGGGUACACAAAGCGCGUGACAGCGACGGCAUUCGUCUUCCUCGCGUACUGUGCGGGUAAUGUGAUCGGCCCACACGCGUUCAUCGCCACGGAAGCCCCCAUCUACCAGACAGGCUGCAAAUUGAUCCUAUCCUGCGCUGCCGGCCAGAUAGCCCUCACGCUCUGCCUGCGCGCCCUGCUCAUCAUGCGCAACAGGAAGCGUGAUCGCCAGGCCGCCGCAGAGGGUAUCAAUCUCGAGAUUGAGGCGGGUGAUGGUGAUUUGCUCAACGAUUUGACAGACUUCCAGAAUCCAAAGUUUAGAUAUGCUUACUAA
Messenger RNA from Exophiala aquamarina CBS 119918, 1575 nucleotides. RefSeq lists its product as uncharacterized. The record is from RefSeq and is a predicted model, not a curated record. Gene Ontology annotation, biological process: transmembrane transport. Gene Ontology annotation, molecular function: transmembrane transporter activity. Gene Ontology annotation, cellular component: membrane. The transcript is spliced from 2 exons. The coding region runs from base 1 to 1575 and encodes 524 amino acids. Lineage: Eukaryota; Fungi; Ascomycota; Eurotiomycetes; Chaetothyriales; Herpotrichiellaceae.